AUGAACCCUGACCAGACGGCACUGCAGAAGGCCGUGGUAGCCAUUUUGGUUCAGGACGCCUCCCACUCUGAAAAGGUCGCGGAGCCCGACUCCAGUCUCCACUCUCUGUGUCCGCAGGCGACAUCGAUACUUUUGAGGAGCGAUGAUCAGAUGCAAUCCAAACUGCAUCCAGUUCUGCAGCAGCUGGAACAGAUCACGUUUGACGCCUGCGGUCCUUGCAGCUCCACCAUGGCAGUCGGAGCCUCUCUUCGCCUCCUGGCAGCGUUGAUUCUCACCCUCCCAGGUUUCGCUCAGAGCUUCAUGCCGAACUCCUUCUUCUCCUGGACGCUGAGUCAUCGUGACAUCACCCAGAUCGCGAUUCUGAGGAAAACAGCCGAGGUUUGCCGGGACGUUGCUGCUGCAGAGGGCAGAAGCUUCACUUUGGAGAUAACCGACACACUGUCGGUUAACAAAGUCCAAACGGCCUGCUCUGUCCCGCUGCCCGGCUUCCCCGUCUCCAGCGAGAUGCUCCAAGCUGCAAUCAACAGCGUUCAUGACAGCAGCGACGCCCUGCGGUCACCGGACCCGGCCUUCCACUUCCACAGCGAGGCCUUCCUCACCGGCAGGGACCUCAUCACUCAAGGAUUGUCGUCUCUAAAAGCUUCUGUGAAGGAGCAAAACUUUCAGGCAGCCAGAAACACUCUUGGAAGAAUCUGUCACACCCUCCAGGACUUUUACAGCCACAGUAACUGGGUGGAGUUGGGAAGAACCGCAGCUUACAGCGCUCUGAUCAGACCAGAUCAGCCUCUGGAGAACCUGGCAGGUCCUGAUGUUCCAACCUGUAAGAGCUGUGCUGGGCUGAGCUGCAAAGACAACAUACUGCCUGCAGUCCUGGAGCAGGGACUUCUCACCUCAGGCUACUACAGCACCGAGUCUCCAGCAAAACCUGCAGGUAAGUGCAGCCACGGUGGUGUCUAUGACCAGACGAGCAGAACCGAGCCGACCGGCGGCAUCAACAAGGACACAAACUCGUCUUCUCACGGGCAGCUGCACCGAACAGCGGCGGACCUGGCCGUGGACGCCACAGUGGACCUGUUGGAGGACAUUAGAGUCGCUAUCGGAGACAGAACAUUCCUGAGACUGAUGGACAUCUCACAAGCACCUGCGCUGGUUUUUGUGGUGGACACUACGGGCAGUAUGGGUGAUGACAUAACUUAUGUCCAAACAGUCACAGCUACAAUCAUAAAUGAAAGAAGAGGAACACCGAUGGAGCCCUUCGAAUACAUUUUGGUCCCUUUCAAUGAUACAGAAUUUGGUCCAGUGAUGAGGACAACGGAUGCAGAUGAAAUGAUGACCAAGAUAAACAGCCUGACUCCCAGUGGAGGUGCAGACGGCCUGAAGAUGAGCUUGUCUGGACUGAGACUUGCCCUGACAGCAGCUCCUCCUUCUUCCUUUAUUGUUUUGUUCACUGAUGCUGAAGCCAAAGACGCGUCUCUGAAAAAUGCUGUGACCGCUCUGAUAGAAACCACGAAGUCGAAGGUCUUUCCCAUCUUGACCUAUUUUAAUGCCAGACGACGCAAAAGAACUGUAACUGUAGGUUCUUCCGAGCGGCUGGAUCUGGAUCUGGAUCUGGCCCAGGCGUCUGGAGGUCUGGCCAUUGAAAUCAGCAAGUCCCAGAUUUCUGCAGCAACUCCUAUUAUAGAGCAAUUUUCAGUCGGAGCCGUGGUCACCGUUCUCCAUGCGGCGGUGGAUCCCGGCACGCCGAGAAAUUUGACCUUCCUCGUUGACACGACUCUGAGCUACAUGCAGAUUUACAUCACAGGAGACUCAUCUCUCACCUUCACACUGACAAGCUCAACAGGAGUUUCUCAGAGCUCCAGUGAGUCCAGCGGCUCCCUGGCAUCGAUUUCUACAGCAGGAAACCUGUGGGUGUUAAGGCUGAACCCUGAGAACCAGGCAGGGCAGUGGGCGAUCGCGCUCAACGCCACCACCGCCUACACAGUCAAGGUCACAGGUCGGAGUUCCUUGAACUUUGUCUACAACCUCGUUGAACCACAAGAGGGCACCAACGGCAGCGUCAUUCCCAAGGAAGGACGUCCCUCCACAGGUGAUAAGGUCACUCUGUGGGUCACCGUCACAGGAAGUGACACAGCCACAGUCAGAGACGUCUCUCUGUUCGACUUCUCCAGAUCAACACAACUCAGUGGAUCAGUCCAGUCGAUAGGAAACGGCGACUAUCUGGUGGCGUUCAGUGAAGUCCCGGCAGGGAGCUUCCUGCUUCAGCUGACAGGGCAGGAGACGAACUCCACCUCCGCACCAACCAGCUUCCAGAGACAGGCUUCCACCCAGAUCACAACCUCCAGUCUCUCUGUUACCGCUCAAGCUGACAGCCUGAGCAUCGAACCAGGCUCCAGCGUCUCCGUAUCUUUCACCGUAACCUCAGAGGAAACUGGGACAUUCACCAUACAAGCCAACAAUGACCGCGACUUUGGCACCGCAUGGAGUACCUCGGUGAGCAUCGGCACAGGUGAUGGCGGUCAAGCUAAUGGCACAGUGACCUUAGCAACUCCAGCUGAUGCUGCUUCAGGAACAGAUGUUUCCCUCACUAUUGUUGCCGAGAACGCUGAUGGUACUGAAAUCAACUACGUUGUGCUCAGGUUUUCAAUAGCUACCAAGGUGACUGACCUGUCUGCUCCAGUGUGCCAGCACCUCUGCUUCUACACCAAUGCUUAUCGCCGAGAACAUGGCAGUAGUCCCACUAAUGGCUGA
This is a messenger RNA of Xiphophorus maculatus (southern platyfish), 2748 nucleotides long. Its product is annotated as von Willebrand factor A domain-containing protein 7-like. The coding region runs from base 1 to 2748 and encodes 915 amino acids. The transcript is spliced from 19 exons. The record is from RefSeq and is a predicted model, not a curated record. Lineage: Eukaryota; Metazoa; Chordata; Actinopteri; Cyprinodontiformes; Poeciliidae.